AUGGACUAUUCCGGAUACAACCAAGGUGGUGACUCUAGCAGCAAGAAGCAGGAGGUCAUGGACCAGGUCCGUAGCGAGCUUGCCCUUGCUAAUGCCCAGGAGUUGAUUAACAAAAUCAAUGAAAAGUGCUACCUCAAGUGCGUUCCUAAGCCAGGAGCUCGUCUUGAGAGCAGUGAGCAGGCUUGCUUGUCAAAGUGCAUGGACCGUUACAUGGAGGCAUGGAACGUUGUGUCUCGUUCCUACGUUUCCAGACUCCAGCGCGAGUCUCAGAACCAGAUGGGAGGUGGCAUGUAA
Phycomyces blakesleeanus NRRL 1555(-) is the source of this 294-nucleotide messenger RNA. RefSeq lists its product as hypothetical. The transcript has 3 exons. Bases 1 to 294 code for a protein of 97 amino acids. NCBI's taxonomy places the organism in Eukaryota, Fungi, Mucoromycota, Mucoromycetes, Mucorales, Phycomycetaceae. The record is from RefSeq and is a predicted model, not a curated record.